CAUUCUGAUAUUAUUUCUCUGAAAAGCCCCGAGGGGACGUGAAUUAAGUAAAGUACGUAAGCUUAAGUAUUGAUAAUGUCCCUUCUUUUGUUCUAAACGGGCUACACACACAAAUUAAAUUUGCUUGUUUGGUUAGUUUGAGCUAAUAAGCAAAUGCUAAGGUUUGCCAUGGAUAUCUCGGUCCUAAACUUUUUUUGUUUACUUUUUUACUGAAAGGUCAUGAGAAAAGACAUUUUUGAAGAAAAACAUGUGAUCAUUUCAGUUAACAUCAUUAUAUUCAAAAUUUCCUCUGCGGAGAUUGUAGGAAGUUUCAAAUAGUAAAAUUUGGUUGUCUAAUUUUCACCAACCCAGGUUAUGAAACAUAAUUAUAAUAAGCUGAUGAAGCUAAUAUCUAGGUUUGAAUGUUUGUCCUAUAGCAAAAACAUUGAUGCAAAUGAGGAUGAAGAUGAUGUUACAAGUGAAGAGGGUGAUGACAAUGAAGAUGUGGACAAAGCUUUGUCACUAUUUGUAAAGAAAGGAAAGGCCAGGAAGGGCAAAAGACCUGGGCGAAGACCUCGAUGGUGCCCGAAAGUUCUUGAUGAUUUCAUUGACAUUGUUGUUAACAGCAAUGAGUUUAAAACCAAACUGAUUUUUACGAACACCAAGAAUCAGAGAAAUAGUCCAAUUUAUGCCAAAAUCUUGGAUGAGCUGAAAGGCAGGGCAUCAGCAAGAGGUGACAAGUUCAACAUGUCAAUUGCCCAGCUGAGGACCAAGUUCAAAAAGUGUGUCAGCCAGUGUAAACAAGCUGCACUAACUCAGAAAACUGCAACAGGAAUAAAGAGGUACCAGGAAGACCAUGGGUUUGGAAGCUGGUUCAAUGCCUUGUUUGCAGUGGUUAAAACGAGGGAUUCCUGUCAGCCCGAACGUGCUUUAGAGCCAUCAUCAUCGUCCUCUCCAUGUACCCCUGGAAGUUCUCAUGAUGACCACCCUUCUGAUAAUGCUGGGGACGAAGAUGCCCUGUAUAUACCAAAAAGGUCUGCAAAGAAGGAGAAAUUUGCUAAAGAUAAACUUGACAACACCCAAGUGAUGAAACUCAUCACUGAAGUUGUCAGAAAUGACCCUACAAAAGAGAUGAUCAGCUUUCUGAAAGACGAAAUGGAAAAGUCCCGAGAGCAUGAGUUGAAGUUAUUUCAACUCAUGCUUGGUCAUAGAGCCAAUUCAGGCUUGCCUCCAUCAUCCAGUAUGGUGCCUCCAUCCUCCAAUAUGGAAACAGGGUUUUACCAAUCAUGGAAUCAGGGCUUUCCCUGUCAUGAAGCAGGGUUUUACCCAUCAUUGCAGAGUUCUCAAGGGCCACAACAAACCACCCAGGAAAGCAUGUCUGAAGGUUCUUAUGGGAACCCUUUCCUUUAUGGCAAUGGAAAAUACCAGACAUUGUAGACAUAGAGCUUAUUAGUUAUAAUGUGCUCAUAACUAUUACUUUGACCACAGUUCUUCUCAGGUCUAUUUAUUGUGUUGCAUUGGACAGCAUUCUUACUGGUUUUAACUUAAGUUCUUUUUUGCAAGAAUAGAUUUCUUUUGAACACUUUGAAUUAAAAAAAAUGGUUGAAUAUGGAUAAAUUUAUUUGUACGUUUGUUUCAGUUCAAUAUGUUGCAAAAUGAUGAUACAGUAACAUUUUUUAGUACCGUAGUUUUUUGAUUAAAUGCCGGGCUUUCAGUAAAUGGCUGGUCUCCAAGGUGGAGUUUUAAAUAAACCCCUGAAGUAUCUAUUACAGGUUAAACAAGGUGCAGAUAUAACGUAACAAUUUAUGUCUGUACAAAUGUUACCCGUGCCCCAUUAUAAAGCCAUACAAAUUUAUGAAGAAAUAACCAGAACUUCAAGAAUAAAGAGCUCAAGCGAGCUUUGGGGGUCAAAUGAACCCUAGUUCCACAAUGUUUCAAAAAGGUAAAUGCCAGGGGUUUUUAAUUGAGAAAAGACGGUAUAUCUGCUGUAGGGCAAUUGCAAAAUAUACAUAACAAUCAAAGGAGUUUUAUUUAACAUGAAUAAACUACAAGGAAAAUGUGUGUAUAUCAGAAGUAAAAUAAUUAUAUGUUGAAUGUUUUUUUUUCAACAAUAUUUGCAGUACAUAAAAAUUGAAUGUUUAAACUUUAUUUUUCUAUUAAUAUUAAAUCUAUGAAAGUCAUCUUUCAUUGUUGUUUCAGAACAUAAAUGCAAUUAAAAGCAAUUUACCAUUUAAGCUGCAUAGUCAAUGGACAAGUUCUCCUUACUGGUCUCUUUGUUUCCUUUAGUAUUAGUUGGGAGAAUUUUUAAUUAUUCAAGGGGAUGUCUAUUUGCUGAUCACUUCCUUAAUUCUCACAA
Pocillopora damicornis (cauliflower coral) is the source of this 2335-nucleotide messenger RNA. RefSeq lists its product as uncharacterized. The record is from RefSeq and is a predicted model, not a curated record. Lineage: Eukaryota; Metazoa; Cnidaria; Anthozoa; Scleractinia; Pocilloporidae.